Molecule: messenger RNA, 3775 nt
Organism: Lasiosphaeria miniovina
Lineage: Eukaryota; Fungi; Ascomycota; Sordariomycetes; Sordariales; Lasiosphaeriaceae
Product: SNF2 family N-terminal domain-containing protein
Exons: 4
Coding region: 375-3371 (998 amino acids)
Biological process (GO): nucleotide-excision repair
Cellular component (GO): nucleus
Molecular function (GO): ATP binding; ATP-dependent chromatin remodeler activity; metal ion binding
Source: RefSeq, a predicted model, not a curated record
GUGCCCUCGCGUUUAGCUGAACGCGCCUUCCUCCCCUCCCGUCCAGGGAUAAGUUUCUUAGGAAGGUGGCGACUUGUCAUUUAGGCCUACUGGCUCUUUCUCUCAGCUUCGUCUCGUCGUGCUUCGUCUUUCACCCCCCCUGCGGAGUGUUCCGAAUUAUCUUAAAACAAGCCCAAACAACUGGAGAUUCUGGUAGUUAUUGCCCAAUCGUGGGACAGUCGCAAGCACCUACCUAAGCCAGGCCUUGUCAGGGAUGCUUCUUUCUUAGUCUUUGUCACUCGGCAGCAUUUAUCAUUUUCCCCAUGCCCAAUUUCUCCCACAACCUUCCUCAUCCAAUUUCCCUUUAGCUUUGCAACAAUUCUCGAGGCGAAAAAAUGGCUCGGACCAGAAGUUCGGGUGUGUCCGUCGGUGAAAAUAUUGAUGUCAAAGAUAAAGCGGCUCCGCCGACGGAGGCUGUGAAGCGACCACACGGUCGGCCCAGCAAGGCGCCGAUUGACAGCCCCGGGUCGUCUUCUACGCCAACGCCCACAACGGACCUAUCGGGGAGUGAAUAUACGACGCCCCUCACUAGCAAUGUGGCUACUCCUGCUCCGAUAGACGCCCUACAGCAGCCUCCCUCGACGGGACGACUCAAUAGGAUUGAGGUACGGUUGCCUAUCGUUAAGGCGUCCGCUAGGAGCCAUGGAGCGCUUCGCCAGAGUAUCUACUCUAUGAGCUCUAAGCGUAAGAGGGUGGAAAUUGAUGACAGCGAGGAUGACGAUUCGGAUUGUUCGCCUGAUGCGAAGCUCGCGCGGAAACUUCAAGACGAAGAAGAUAAAGAGAUGCAAGCCAAGGAAACCAUCAGCUCCCGUCAGACUGGAUCAGGACUUCGUCGUAGCUUGCGAGGCCUUGCUUCGUCACCCGCUGUGACCCCAUUUACAGUCGACGAGGAAAAAAAAGGAGAAGUAUCUCUUGCGGUGCAGCCAGCUACUCGGUCCCGGGUUGGCUUGUCGAAAUCUUUAAAAACUAAGGCUUUACCGAUCACAACUCCGGGAAAAAAGCGGACAAUCAUUGCGGAUUCCGAUGAGGAUGGCGAUGUAGCUCUCUCUGAGUCACUCGAAGAGUCUGAUAGCGACGAUUCUCUCCAGCCACUGAGCAGACGGCGCAAGCGUCCACUCCGGCAGUCUGCUGUCAAAGCAAGACCUUUACUCGCCAACAACGAAAAAAGUACAAAAGCACAAGGCGCCGAGACCCUCUCGGAAGACGAUAGUGAUGUUGAUCUCGCUUUCUCUGAUUCUGAUGAUUCUGAUGCACCAUCUGUCGCCGAGGAUGGCUCGGGCGGCAGUGGAUCUGAUGUCGAUGCCGGAAGCGAGCUCGACGCUCAUGCUGAAGCUCUUCGUACGGCCACGUCAAACAGGCGGGCGUUUAGAGGCUACCGCAGCAAGAAACGCGUUCAAAAGGAUCGCGACCGUCUUGAGGGAUUCCAUCCAGAGCUUAAGACGAUGUGGAAGGACCUUCAAGACAUGCCCGUUCUCAAAGCCGGCAAAGCAGAGCAGCCGAAAUCCAUCUCGCGUCAGCUCAAGCCCUUCCAACUUGAGGGGCUCGCAUGGAUGAAGGAGAUGGAGAAAAUCGAGUGGAAAGGCGGCUUGCUGGGUGAUGAGAUGGGCCUUGGAAAGACGAUCCAAGCGGUGUCCCUCAUCAUGUCCGAUUGGCCUGCGAAGAAGCCUUCUCUGGUGCUCGUCCCCCCUGUUGCUUUGAUGCAAUGGCAGACUGAGAUCGACUCCUACACUGAUGGGACCCUCAAAACACUUGUCUGCCACGGGACGAAUGCGAAAUCAAAGAACCUCACCAUGAAAGACGUCAAAAAAUACGACGUCAUUAUCAUGUCGUACAACAGCCUCGAGUCGAUGUACCGUAAGCAGGAGAAAGGCUUCAAGCGCAAGGACGGCCUCUUCAAGGAGAAAUCUGUUAUCCACCAGACAGUAUUUCACCGCGUCAUCCUAGAUGAGGCACACAGCAUAAAGACUCGAUCAACAAUGACGGCCAAGGCAUGCUUCGCUCUCCAGGUUGAGUACCGUUGGUGCCUCACUGGGACGCCGCUGCAGAACCGCAUUGGCGAGUUCUUUUCGUUGAUUCGGUUUUUGAACAUCCGCCCAUUUUCGUGCUAUCUCUGCAAACAGUGCUCCUGCUCUAUGCUCGAGUGGACAAUGGAUGAGGAUAACAAGUGCAAAGGUUGUCACCAUAGCGGAAUGCAGCACGUUUCGGUCUUCAACCAAGAACUUCUCAAUCCCAUCCAGAAGUAUGGAAAUACGGGCAAGGGCAGGAUUGCAUUCCAGAACCUUCGUAUCAUGACGGACCGCAUCAUGCUGCGGAGACUGAAGAAAGAUCACAUGGACUCCAUGGAGCUCCCCGUCAAGGAGAUUAACGUCGAGCGGCAAUUUUUCGGCGAGGUUGAAAACGAUUUUGCAAACAGUAUCAUGACCAGCGGCCAGCGGAAGUUUGAUACGUAUGUUGCGAGCGGAGUUCUACUCAACAACUACGCCAACAUUUUUGGCCUCAUCAUGCAAAUGCGUCAAGUAGCCGACCAUCCAGAUCUGAUCUUGAAGAAGAAUAGCGAGGGCGGCCAGAAUGUGCUCGUCUGCAAUAUCUGCGACGAGCCCGCGGAAGAUGCCAUUCGAUCUAGGUGCAAGCAUGACUUCUGCCGCGCCUGUGCAAAGAGUUACCUGAACUCGUCGCCGAAUCCCAACUGUCCCCAGUGCCACAUUCCCUUGUCAAUGGAUCUCGAGCAACCCGAGAUUGAACAGGACGAGGCUCUGGUAAAGAAGUCGUCCAUCAUCAACCGAAUCAAGAUGGAGAACUGGACUUCCUCUUCCAAGAUUGAGUUGUUAGUCCAUGAGCUCCACCGGCUCCGCUCGGAUAACACAUCCCACAAGUCGAUCAUCUUUUCCCAGUUCACAACGAUGCUGCAGCUUAUUGAGUGGCGGCUCCGCCGUGCCGGUAUUACGACGGUGAUGCUUGAUGGAAGCAUGACCCCGGCUCAGCGGCAAGCUUCAAUCGAGCAUUUCAUGAGGAAUGUGGAUGUUGAGUGCUUUUUGGUUUCUCUCAAGGCAGGGGGUGUCGCCCUCAAUCUUACCGAGGCUUCUCGUGUGUUCAUUGUUGAUCCGUGGUGGAAUCCUGCAGCUGAGUGGCAGUCUGCGGACCGUUGUCAUCGCAUUGGCCAAACCCGUCCCUGCUCCAUUACUCGGCUGUGUAUCGAGGAUUCGGUCGAGAGCCGGAUGGUUCUUCUUCAAGAGAAGAAGACGAACAUGAUCAACUCGACCAUCAAUUCCGACGAUGCAGCGAUGGACUCUUUGAGCCCCGAAGAUCUGCAGUUCCUGUUCCGAGGCACUUAAUGGUGUCUAGGUAGACCUAUUCAAGGGGAAUAUAGAGCUGCUAUGUUGUUUUCCUUUGUUUCUCGAAUUCGAAGUGAAAACUUUCCAAUCGAGCAUUACGACUUAUGUAUUUUCUAGCUGCCUGGUACGGUACAUGUCAAGUCUGGAACAGGGGUACGAAUGAGUGCACAUCAAUAGGUUGUAGUUGAGCGUCGAUGGGAUCCGAUACUGUAACGAGCGUGUAUACGUGGGUUGCUUUUUGCUUGGACUGGACUAGUUUUUUUCGAGCCAAUAAUGACAAUGACUCUUUGUAACAUUGAAGAAAGACAGUGGAGAUGCAAAAGAUCCGUGGUUUCGUUGCUAAGGCUCCUCUAGAAGUUCUUGCUGCUUUGAGAACGAAUUGAUGAAUAUAUUAUUUUAGACCU